AUGAUCGGGCAGGAUCCAGAGCGGCAGCCGCUACAGAUUUCGGGAUUCCAGCCGACACCCCCGCAGGCUGAGGAGACGGAGCAAAACGAACCGAUUGCCGCGCAGCUUGAUACCAUCACAUCGAAGCGCGACUCCCAGACGGCAUCGAUUCAAUCAAGCGUCGAUCCAGCAGGGCACCUUCGGAUUACUAAGACAAAGCAGAAAGUUGAGAUGCCCCAGAACUCCGAGGCUUAUCGCCGGGUCAUUAAGGUUGAGGGUUAUGCUUGGCUAGCGAUGCAGGCCCGUUACAAGUCCAAGAGCUGGCUGCAGGACUUGACGAUGGCAGAUUUCACUGCCUUUGUGGAUUUCGUCCUUGGCGAGCGGGUUGCAGGGCUUAGGCUUGAGCAAGCAACUGGUUACGACAACAACAACAAUGCGCAGUUUAGGCCACCUUGGGGGAUUGUCCUGAGGUACGAAUACCGCAUGCGUAAGGAGGCCUUUCGACUUGUGAAUGAAGAUGGCAUGACGCUCAAGGCCGCACUGCUGGCUGUGACAAAAGACACAGAGAUGAAGGAGGUCCAUUUCGUGACCCCGUUGACCCUCACUGCCUUUCCCAUGCCCACCAAUGGAUCCGCCGUACUGAUAAAGGGGAUAAAGGGGGAAAAGGUGGUGGUAAAGGCGGUCGAGGUAAAGGUAAGGGGGAUAAAGGGGAUGGAAAGGGCACAUUGCGAGGCCUUCAGUUGGCCUGGAGGACUCCCGACGGCAAAGAAAUCUGUUUCGCUUACAACAAUCAAGGAUGCCCCGGGAAGUGCAAUCGUGCCCAUGUCUGCAGGGUGA
Molecule: messenger RNA, 816 nt
Organism: Symbiodinium sp. CCMP2456
Lineage: Eukaryota; Dinophyceae; Suessiales; Symbiodiniaceae
Source: the annotation of a GenBank genome assembly